This is a messenger RNA of Oryzias melastigma (Indian medaka), 2938 nucleotides long. RefSeq names its product peptidyl arginine deiminase, type II (gene padi2). The transcript has 17 exons. The coding region runs from base 627 to 2711 and encodes 694 amino acids. Lineage: Eukaryota; Metazoa; Chordata; Actinopteri; Beloniformes; Adrianichthyidae. Gene Ontology annotation, cellular component: cytoplasm. Gene Ontology annotation, molecular function: calcium ion binding; protein-arginine deiminase activity. The record is from RefSeq and is a predicted model, not a curated record.
UUUCAUAACUUUAAAAUAAUUAAUUGAAACAGCCAAAAUGUCAUCCUAAUACCCAAUUAAACUUAUUUCUGUUCACCGUUAGUUAAAAGUAUUCUACUUUUGCAAAUCAAUCAACUCCUUGUGUGUAAAGAAAAACUCAUUGUAAGUAAUAAAAAAGAAAGAAAGCACAAAGCAUAAAAUUGCGUCUUGCCGUCGUUUAAAUGGUUAUAUCUAAAAAUAAAUAAAGUACCAAUCAUUAUUUUCUUUAGUUUUUUAUUUAUUUAAAUUUAAGAGCAAAAAAUGUUAAAAAGUCAAGUGCUUCUAAAGACGUAAAAAAAAUGAUCACUCAAUCAAAAAAAUAUAAACAAAUUUAAGAUAGUUUUGGUUCCUGUUGCUUAUUAUAUUUCAUUUACAUUUACCUACACCCAGCUGUUGUCAAAAAGGCCCAGAUAAAGAAAAAAAAGAUUCAAUAUUUUCAAUAAGCGGGUCUCUCUUUUACCUGUAUGGGUUUCUCUGCGUCCGCCUAUUAAAAUUGAGAUCCGCUCCUUGAGAGAAGCCUGACUCCUCCUCCUCUCGAAUGAAAAGUAUAAAAGAAUUUCCAAGAACCGCUUCACCCACUGUCUGAUCAAGGCACAGAGAACUCCACCAUGUCUCAAGAGGUUAAUAAAGCCGAACCAGCCGCCGCCUCACUCAAAGGCAGUUCAGCGGAACCGCAAUAUCAGCGGACAUGUCGUCUGGACAUCAACAAAGCGCAGCACGUCCUGUAUGUUAUUGGCACUUCUUUGGAUGUGAGCAUCUACAGGAGUGCCCCUCCCGGCUCAAAGUCCUUUUCUGUAAAAUGCACUUCCAAGGUUAAAUACAGCAUCAGCCCGCCGAAAUCGGAAACAUCCCAUCUCUCUCACAUUCCUCUUACCAAGAACACCAUUCUUCUCAUCAGCAUGGACCGUGCUAGUGAAUUUGAAAGUGAUUCCAAGCUGUCUGUGCGCUACUACAACGAGAGCAAAAACGCUAUAGGAGUAGCAGUUCUGCACCUAACAGGUGUUGAGAUUUCUCUGGAUGUGGAUGCUGACAGAGAUGGUAUUGUGGAGGAAAACAACCCCAAUAAGGGAUCAUGGAAGUGGGGUCCUGAUGGGUACGGCGCUGUCCUUUUGGUCAACUGUGACUCAGAUUCGAAGUUCUGCAAAUUUGUGGAUGGCAACUCCAAGCAGGAGUUCAUUUUAAACCUCAAAGAUCUUAAGGACAUGUCACCCAUGAAGCUGCGAACCAGAGGUCCUUCUCAUCUCCCAGAGGGCUACAAACUGAUGAUGCACAUCUGUCUAGGAGAUUCAGAGAAAAUCCGUGUCUUUAGAUCCAUAUUUGCCAAUAAAAACGAAAACAAUGGAGAAAACAAGAGAUCUUUGAAAGACUAUCCACUAGUUCUGGGUCCUACGGUCCUUUCCCAGGAGGUGCCUUACCCUGGAGGCAGCGCAGAGAUAGAUUUCCAUGUGGAAGGCCUGGAGUUUCCUGACACAGACUUUGAUGGACUCAUCACCAUUAAUCUCAGUCUGCUAAAGCCAAUUAAUGAUACGGUUCCUGAGACCCCCAUUUUCACCGACACAGUGGUGUUCAGAGUGGCUCCAUGGAUCAUGACACCCAACACCCUCCAACCCGAGGAGGUGUUUGUCUGCCGCACACUUGAUAACCACCAGUUCCUGAAAGAGAUUAAGGCCCUUGUUGCAAAGAGCGGCUUCAAGCUGAGAAUUUGUGAACCUUUCAUGAACAGAGGAGACCGCUGGAUCCAAGAUGAGAUAGAGUUUGGAUACAUUGAUUCCCCUCAUCAUUGGUUUCCUGUUGUUCUGGACUCCCCGAGAGACAGGGAACUCAAAAACUUUCCAUGUAAAGUACUGCUGGGGCCUGACUUUGGCUAUGUGACACGGGAGCCUCAAAGUGAAGAGGUGAGCACUAUGGACUCGUUUGGUAAUCUGGAGGUGAGCCCUCCUGUCACUGUGAACGGGAAAAAUUACCCUCUGGGCAGAAUCAUCAUCGGGGUCGCUUUCCCUACGGCUAAAUAUGGACGGAACAUGACCAAAGUGGUUCAGGACUUCCUGUGGGCUCAGAGGGUCCAAAAGCCCAUCGCCUUGUUUUCUGACUGGCUUGUUGUUGGACAUGUAGACGAGUUCAUGACUUUUGUACCUGCACCUGACAGAAAGGGCUUCCGACUGCUGCUGGCGAGCCCAGAUGCAGGCUACAAAUUAUUCAGAGACUUAAAGAGCAACGGACACGGACAAGCCAGGAUGUUUGAUGGGUUGCCUGAAGAGCAACAAAUAACAGUGGAUGAACUCCUUAGUGAUCACACUUUGCAAACUCAAAAUGACUACGUUCAGAGCUGCAUUGACUGGAACAGAGAUGUCCUAAAGAAGGAGCUGGGCCUGGAUGAUGAAGACAUCAUUGACCUGCCAAUACUCUUCAAGUUGGAGCCAGAAGAUGAGUUCAGAGCGGGGGCGUUGUAUCCUGACAUGGUCAACAUGAUUGUUCUGGGGAAAAACCUGGGCAUCCCCAAACCGUUCGGCCCUAAAGUGAACGGACGCUGCGCCCUGGAGGCAGAGAUGUGCUCUCUGAUGGGGGGCCUGGGCCUCACCUGCACGUUCAUUGACGACUACUACUCUUACCAUAAAAAGCUUGGAGAGGUGCACUGCGGCUCCAACGUCCGCAGAAAACCCUUUGACUUCCAGUGGUGGAAUAUGGAGCUUUAAAAGAUGAAAAGGAAAUGGAUGCUUUAUAAAUUCUGUCUUGCAGCGCUCCAAUUUGCUAUGUCCAGCAUGUCUCCUUAAUUUUUUUUUUAAUCUUCUGAAUUUUUCUGCCCCCAAAGUGGUAUUUUUCCUUUCAAAAUAAGUUUUUAUCUGUAACAGUUUCUUAAAACCUAUAGAUGUUAAAGGAAACUAACAUCUUUUUAGCUUAAAAUAAACUGCCAGUGACUUCA